AUGGAUGAAGAUUUUUUUCCCACAGACGCAGAUGGAUUCAGACCUCCACAUCUUUCUGCAUAUCGUUUGGGUUUUACGGUUAUUUUACGACAUAACUUGUGGCAUAUCACCGCCAAUAAUCAAAAUCGAACAACCAAGGUAUUACAAUCAAUCUUGAAGAACCAAAAGAGAAUUGCAAAUACAUCCCUGAAGAAUAAGAUUGAUGCUGCUUUUGAAGAUCCAUUUGUCGAAGUAGUAGUUGGAAAUGGAAAACAAGCAAGCCACAGACAGGAUGAGCUAAUGGCUUUAACUGAUGCUCUUUACAAAAGAAGUGAUGGUAUUACUAAAAAUUUAUUAACAGUCGAAAUGAAAGAUCUUUCAGCUGAUCCAAGAAAAUUUGUUACUCCACUGAUAGAUUAG
Molecule: messenger RNA, 399 nt
Organism: Didymodactylos carnosus
Lineage: Eukaryota; Metazoa; Rotifera; Eurotatoria; Philodinida; Philodinidae
Source: the annotation of a GenBank genome assembly